Molecule: messenger RNA, 1089 nt
Organism: Rubroshorea leprosula
Lineage: Eukaryota; Viridiplantae; Streptophyta; Magnoliopsida; Malvales; Dipterocarpaceae
Source: the annotation of a GenBank genome assembly
GGACCAAACCAGGCAGGAGCAGGAGCAGGACCUUUAUUUUGUUUCCCUCUGUUUCUCUCCAAUGUUGUCAUCUACGGGUGUUGAAGAAGAAUCCACAAUCCUCAACCGGGUUCCAUCCUCCCUCUCCUCUAAAUCAUCAUCUUCUUCCUCUUCUUCAUCGCCUUCGCCAUUGAUGCCCAAAACCAUGGAGGAAGUUUGGAAAGACAUAAAUCUUGCCUCCCUUCACGACCACUCUACUAACCCCAGACUACAGACCAUCCCUCACAACUCAAACUUCAUCCUCCAGGACUUUUUCGCUCGACCCUUCACCAAAGACCCACCGUCGAGUACUCACAGGGAGUCCAAUCUGUAUGGGACUCCAGUUCCGCCACCUCCGGCCACUGCUUUAAGCUUGAACUCCGGUCCUGGCUUCGAUUUUCUGGAGAACUCGCGGAUACAGAGUAACGCCAUUUCGAAUUUGUCCGUAUUCAAUUGUCCCUUCGAGGCUCUGGCUUCGUCUGCUAGUUUGGCUUCUUUUGGGAAGAAAAGGGUCCCAGAAUCCGAUAACAAUUCCGGUGAUCGGCGGCACAAAAGGAUGAUGAAGAACAGAGAGUCCGCUGCCCGGUCAAGGGCUAGAAAACAGGAAAUGCAUCUUUUCCCAUUCCUUAAACGGAAACCGAUUCUCUUGCAUAUCCUCAUUCUGAAAUCACGUUUGUGUCUUUUUUUUUUUUUUCCUGUCCCUUCUCUUACAGGCUUACACAAACGAGCUGGAAUUCGAAGUGCAACAGCUGAGGGAAGAGAAUGCGAGACUCAAAAGACAGCAUGAACAGUUACGUGUAGCGGCAGCUGCGCAGCUUUCCAAAAAGCCCACGCUUCAACGGACGUCAACCGCACCAUUUUGAGGAAACUCUCUCUUUUUUAGAAUGAAUCAUGAAAGUAAGGUGUAAAUUUUGGGAGGGUUUUGUAAUGGCAAAAAUGGGGUGAUUUUGGGUUUGUAUGAAAAAGGUGUUUGUAAGUGUUUUUUUCAAAAUUAAGAUGCAGGAAGAAUUUCAAGUGAUGGGUCUUUGUAAGAUUCAUGUCAUACUGUAGUAAUAACUAUUUUUCUUCCUC